Molecule: messenger RNA, 1436 nt
Organism: Magnolia sinica
Lineage: Eukaryota; Viridiplantae; Streptophyta; Magnoliopsida; Magnoliales; Magnoliaceae
Product: caffeoylshikimate esterase-like
Exons: 9
Coding region: 194-1168 (324 amino acids)
Cellular component (GO): membrane
Molecular function (GO): lipase activity
Source: RefSeq, a predicted model, not a curated record
CUAUUUAAGUAAAGAUUAAGUCAAAACCUUCCCUACUAUCUCGCCUUCUUUAACUCCAUCCUAUCCCUACUUUCUCUCUACGUAUCUCCUCUUUUCGAUUUUCUCUAUCUUCUUCUUUUCUUUCUUCUAUAUAUUCUACCAAAAACAAAUAAACCCAAAAGACUAUUGUUUUUUUUAAUUGAAGUCAUCUUUCAUGGCCCAAGAUAUUGAAAACAUCAUAUAUGAAGAGGAAUUCAUCUUGAAUCCUCGGGGAUUGAAGCUUUUCACGUGUCGAUGGCUGCCGGUGAAUCAAGAGCCAAAAGCUCUAAUCUUUAUAUGCCAUGGAUACGCCAUGGAGUGCAGCAUCUCAAUGAAAGAUACAGGAAUUCGACUUGCGAAAGCAGGAUUCGCCGUCUAUGGUAUUGACUAUGUGGGCCAUGGCAAAUCAUCUGGCUUGCAAGGUUACAUCCCAUGUUUUGAUGAGCUUGUUGAUGACUGCUCGGAUUAUUUCACAAGCAUAUGUGAAAAGAAGGAGAAUAAGAAGAAGCUGAGAUUUCUACUGGGAGAAUCUAUGGGAGGUGCAGUUGUUCUUCUAUUACACUGGAAAAAGCCAAGCUAUUGGGAUGGUGCUGUUUUGGUUGCUCCCAUGUGCAAGAUUGCUGAAGAAAUGAGGCCACAUCCGGUUGUUUUGAACAUUUUAAGCAAGCUUUGUAAGAUCAUUCCUACAUGGAAGAUAAUACCAACCCAAGAUAUCGUUGAUAUUGCUAUAAAGAGCCCUGAGAGGAGGGAGGAGGUUCGUUCCAAUCCAUAUUGCUACAAGGGAAAGCCUCGAUUGAAAACAGGCAAUGAACUUCUCUUGGUCAGCUUAGAAAUAGAAAAGAAGCUGGAUCAGGUAUCUCUACCGUUCAUCAUCGUUCAUGGAGAGGCCGACAUCGUAACAGACCCAUCUGUCAGCAAAUUGCUUUACGAAUCGGCGUCCAGCACCGUUAAAACGCUAAAGUUGUAUCCCGGCAUGUGGCAUGCUCUCACUUCGGGUGAGCCGCUUGAAAGCAUCAAUCUUGUUUUCUCUGACAUUGUAGCUUGGUUGGAUGAAAGGACAGCCGCAGGAAAUCCGAGAUCGGAGAGGGAGAGGAAAGCAGAGCAUGAUGCUCAGUUAGUGGGUGUACAUAACGAGAAGACGAUUGCUUAGUAAUGUUACAUUUUCAACGGUGGAGAUGAAUGAUGAGGACCAGAAAAGUGGGACAUAUGUGAUAUAGGUUCUAAAUAAGAUCCUUGGGCAUAGCUUGGUAUGGAUGGUCCAUCUGAUGGAAAUAGCCACUGUUAAUGUUGUAAUUCCUCGUAAACUGAUGCAAGCUUAUUUCAUGAUAAGUUUGUUUUGUUAAAGUUAUUAGGCGGCUGAGAUCAUUCAAAGGUCACCUAUGCAGCCUAGUAGUGAAAAUUGCAGGAAUUCGAUUUUA